Molecule: messenger RNA, 1538 nt
Organism: Suncus etruscus (white-toothed pygmy shrew)
Lineage: Eukaryota; Metazoa; Chordata; Mammalia; Eulipotyphla; Soricidae
Product: mitochondrial protein C2orf69-like
Exons: 1
Coding region: 1-1044 (347 amino acids)
Cellular component (GO): mitochondrion
Source: RefSeq, a predicted model, not a curated record
AUGAGCCUGGGCGGCGGCGGCGGCUGCAGCGCUCUGCGCCCGCAGCGGUGCGUGAGGCUUUCGGCGGUCCCGGGCGCCGACCCGCAGCGCUGCAAUGAGCUGCUGCUGCUGCUGGCGGAGCGGGAGGGCCCGGCGCGGAGGGGCGCCCCUGGGGCGGAGGAAGAGCCGCCGCGCCCGGCGCCCCAGCAUCAUGUCCUCUAUUUCCCCGGGGAUGUGCAGAAUUACCAUGAAACUAUGACACGACAUCCUGAGAAUUACCAGUGGGCAGACUGGAGCCUAGAAAAUGUUGCCACCAUGUUGGCCCAUCGUUUCCCCAAUAGCUACAUCUGGGUGAUCAAGUCUUCUCGAAUGCAUUUGCACAAAUUCACCUGCUAUGACAAUUUUGUGAAAAGCAAUAUGUUUGGUGCACCUGAACACAACAACAACUUUGGAGCCUUGAAACACCUUUAUAUGUUAGUAGUUAAUGCUUUUAAUUUAAGUCAAAACAGUUUUCUACCAAAGAAUACAAGAGAUUUGAGCAAGGACUCCAGAGUUUCAAAUUGUAGAUCCAGCUCUUCUCCUCCCUCUAAUGGUUGUCAGAAAGGAAAUGAGAACAUCUGUGAACAUUUUGACGAGCCUGUCAUGAGUUUUCAUCCACCCUCACUAAACGGUGCCUCUUUUACUUUGGUUGGAUUCAGUAAAGGUUGUGUUGUUUUGAAUCAGUUGCUUUUUGAAUGGGAGGAAGCCAAGAAAGACAAAGAGAUGGACACUUUCAUCAAAAGCAUCAGAACAAUAUAUUGGCUAGAUGGGGGCCAUUCUGGAGGAAGCAACACAUGGAUCACUGACCCAGAAAUCUUGAAAGAGUUUGCUCAAACAGGAAUUGUUGUUCACACGCACGUAACACCUUACCAAGUACGAGACCCAAUGAGAUCAUGGAUUGGGAAGGAGCACAAGAAAUUUGUGCAGAUCCUUGGAGACUUGGGUAUGCAAGUGACGAGCCAACUUCAUUUUGUAAAUGAAAAUCCUUCCAUAGAGAAUCACUUCAGGAUUCAUGAAGUAUUUUGAGACCAUAAGAUUAAAAAUGUGCCUGUUCUGCAGAAGAGUUGAAGUACUAUCAAUUCUGAUAAGAUCUUCGCAGAGGUAUUGUAUCAGGAGGAAGCAGACAUUCCAAACAUAUGAUUGUAAUGGGCAGUGGUAUUCCAUAUGAAUGUGAAGUUUUUUCAGAGGUGGCUUGUGAUAAUCUCACAAGGAGAUAAAAGAUCCUAAAGGUUAUAGCCUCAUGAAAGGUAAAAUUACUUAGUUACAAACAGUUAAUUUUCUGAGUAAUGUUUCAGUCUCAUUUUGGUUAACACUGUAAUUAUAAUUAGCUCUUUUGGCAGUUAAAAUUUGAGUGGAAACAUUUUCUCUUCAGAGUCACAGGCAAAGGCAUUGAUGUUUUCUGUCAUUUUAGAAUAACUAAAUGCUGUCUCUUAAAUUUUGUAAGCUCAUGUCAUGGGCUCAUUUUUCAAUGUGCCACCAAGUGUUUUUCUUGAGUCAAAAUAUAUUUGUUUUGAAAUACA